Messenger RNA from Cannabis sativa, 1771 nucleotides. Its product is annotated as cytochrome P450 81Q32. The transcript is spliced from 2 exons. NCBI's taxonomy places the organism in Eukaryota, Viridiplantae, Streptophyta, Magnoliopsida, Rosales, Cannabaceae. Gene Ontology annotation, molecular function: iron ion binding; heme binding; oxidoreductase activity, acting on paired donors, with incorporation or reduction of molecular oxygen. The coding region runs from base 154 to 1656 and encodes 500 amino acids. The record is from RefSeq and is a predicted model, not a curated record.
UGAACCGAAAAAGAUAACACAACAUAACAACGUGACAAAAUAAUAUCACUUUAUUAUUAAUUUCUUUGUGGCCCAUAUCCAAAUUCCCAUCAUUAUAUAUUACAUUAUCACAAACUACAUUCUUUAAUUCAAAUUACCCCCAAAAAAAAAAAUAUGGAAGAAAUAAUAAUAAUAACAAUAACCAUUAUCAUCUUCACCAUUUUUUUCUUCAAAAUUACCAAAACCAAUAAAACACAGUACAAAAACCCACCACCAUCACCACCUUCAUACCCCAUAAUAGGCCACCUUCAUCUCCUAACCAAACAACCAAUCCAUAGAGCUUUACAAAAACUCUCAACCCAAUACGGCGACGUUUUCUCUCUUCAAUUCGGAUCACGCCACGUGGCAAUCAUAUCAUCCCCAUCAGCGGUAGAAGAAUGCUUCACCAAAAACGACAUCGUUUUAGCCAACCGUCCACUUCUUAUCAUGGGCAAGCACGUAGGCUACAACUACACCAACAUAGUCAAUGCCCCUUACGGCCACCAUUGGCGGAAUCUCCGCCGCAUCGCCACCGUCGAGAUCUUAUCCUCAACCCGUCUCAACCUCUUUCUCGACAUCCGUAAAGACGAGAUCCUCCGGCUCCUCCGCCAAUUCUCCGGCGCCGGCGGAGGGUGGAGCCGGGUGGAGCUGAGGUCGAAAUUGACAGAGAUGAGUUUUAACAUCAUAAUGAGAAUGAUGGCCGGAAAACGGUACUACGGUGAUGACGUGGCGGAGGAGGGUCGGCGGUUUAGGGAGGUUAUGAAAGAGGUUCUUGAGAAUGCUGGAGCUGAGAACCCGGCGGAUUUUUUGCCGGUUUUGAAGUGGAUUCCGAUCAAUAAUUAUGAGAAGAGAGUUGAGAGGCUUGGGAAGAAGGCUGACUUGUUUUUACAGGGUUUGAUCGAAGAGCAUCGGAAUCGGAAAGAUGGCGGUGAUCGGAAUACUGUGAUUGAUCAUUUACUGACUUUGCAGGAAUCUCAACCGGAAUAUUACUCCGAUCAGAUUAUCAAAGGCUUUGUUCUGAUAUUACUAAUGGCGGGAAGUGAUACAUCGGCUGUGACAUUAGAAUGGGCAAUGUCAAAUCUAUUGAAUCAUCCUUGUAUUUUACAAAAAGUAAGAGACGAACUCGAUUCUCAAGUUGGUCAACAACAAUUGUUGGAGGAAUCGAAUCUCACUAAACUAUCGUACCUACGAAAUGUCAUUUUCGAAACCCUACGAUUGUACCCAGCAGCUCCACUCCUCAUACCGCACUACUCAUCCAGCGAUUGCACUAUUAGUGGAUUUGAUGUACCACGUAACACAAUGGUAAUUGUGAAUGCAUGGGCCAUACAGAGAGAUCCCAAGUUUUGGGAAGAUCCCGAAAUUUUUAAGCCAGAAAGAUUUGAGAGUAAUAAUAUUAGUAAGACUGAAGGAUAUAAAUUCAUGCCAUUUGGAGUUGGGAGAAGGGCUUGUCCAGGUAUUGGACUAGCUGAACGUGUGGUUGCAUUAACAUUAGGGUCAUUGAUACAAUGCUUUGAAUGGGAAAAUAUUAGUAAGGAAAAAGUUGAUAUGAGUGAAGGUAAAGGACUUACUAUGCCUAAAGCUGUCCCAUUAGAGGCUAUGUGUAAACCAUGCCCUAUUAUGGAUGUCCUCUUCUCUUAAUCCAUUGAUGAACUUAGAAUAUUCUAACUAGACAUGGUAUUUACAUAUUUAAUAUAUGUACUUAGAAUUGUAAUUAUAUAAUAUAAAUUAGAAGUGUCUUUUCUUUCUUUUUUCA